Messenger RNA from Mesorhabditis belari, 1089 nucleotides. Lineage: Eukaryota; Metazoa; Nematoda; Chromadorea; Rhabditida; Rhabditidae. The record is from the annotation of a GenBank genome assembly.
AUGUUAAAGACACAGGAAAUACUACGUUCGCAGUUGAGAGUAUAUCUUCGCUUUGUCGUUGCAACUAGAGACUUCAAGAGUCAAAGAAUUGAAUCGCAAGCUUCUACGAAUGAACCGCUGUACAAGCUGAAAGAAAUUCUGGCUAGGGCUAACGUCGAGGAAUUCAAUAACUUAAAGAAAGCUUACGAAGAAACAUCGAAACUAACUGCCAUUCCUGAUUGGAUUACUGUGAAGUUGGCGAGCAUUGCGAUGUCUCGACAACAAAACGGAGAAAAGAUUUUGGUCGGACACUGGCAAAUGACCGGAAGUGAUAAGCGCAUAGAUCAUCAGUCCGAUGUAACAAAGGAGCAAAUUGCGGCAGCACUUGCACGUGUUUGGCAAGCGGGAUGCACUCAAUUUGAUGAUCAAAGGAGUUUUCAUGCGGUGCUCAAUUUUUAUAAUCAAUUGCGAAGGUUAAAAUUUACUCCAAUACGCGAUACACAUGUUGCACAACUGAUUCAAUAUGCUAUUAAAAGCGGAUACACGACAAAUGCUUUGCUGGAGCUCUACCGGGAUCUCAGUCAAUCUGCUGAAAAACCAAUGGCAAAAACAACGUUUUUCAUAUUGAAUUCAGCAAAGAGCGAAAAGGAAAUACAAGAGAUUAAGGAGGUUGUGGCUAAGAAAAUAUCGUCCUCAACAUUGAGUCUACUUGAUAAAUUUGUAGCACUUGAUCGAGGAAAGGGACCCAGUUUAGCUGAUGAGCUCAAUAGAUUGAAUGACCCAUUGAAGAGUGAUCAAUUGCAGCAAUUGGUGUUUUGGGCAUCAAAAUGGAAAAGGAAUAACGUACUAGAGGAGUUAUUUGAGUAUGCUCAACUAUUCGGCUUUGAUAGCUUCUCAAAAGUUUUGGUCUAUAAUGCGCUAGUGUUGAGUUAUGGAAAGAGUUCUAAUACAGAAGGACUUAGGAGGAUUGCGAAAAGAAUCGUGAAAGAAGACGAUCGGAGAGAAUUCAGCGUAGCACUUUCGCGGAUUCGUCAUUUCUAUAAGUGUAUGAACAAACAACCACCGGAAGAGACAAUCAAUUCCAAAUUUGCACAUUCUGAAAAGAAUAAA